CCUAUUGGCUGCUGGCGCUGUGAAGCUGCCUGUCAACAAGAUGGCCUUCCUCAAUCGUUAUUCAAAGACAACGAAACUGCAACUGUUUUAAUUCGACAUUACUUGUUUUUAUAUAUAUAUAUUUUUUUUAUUUAAAACGACACCACUCUAAUAAGUCAAAGCGCAGUCAAGACAUUGUGUAGCUGAAGAGAACAUAGCGAGAUCAGGAGAGUGAGGCAGGACGACUUCUCUGGAUCUCCAGCUCACUGGCUAAUGUUGAUAGUGAUGUAGCAGCAGCAGCCGACCUGUGACACUCCGGCCUUGUUUUUUCUUUUUCUUUUCUUUUUUUAAAUUCAUGUUUUUAGAGACAUUUUUAUGCGACGUUAGUGAAUUGUUUAUAUAUUAUUUCUUUCAUUGUUGUGGGAGAGCUGCUGGUCGGAGCCCAAACACGUUGUUUGAAAGUGAUAAUAAAAUCCACCAGAGGAGGAGCGAGUUUAUAGAGAGCUGUAUUUCCUACGAGCAUGGCUGUUUGGUGGUCGUCUGGUCAGGCUCCGUUCACAACAUGGCGGUCGAGGAGAUUGAAACCUUUUUAUGGAUGAGGCCAUGAACAACGAAUAUGACGGGUGAAGAGCAAAAGAACCGCCCGGCGUAGCGGCAGAUAUGCUCUCCAGGGGUUCAUGAUGAACCGCGACACCUUUUCCCACAUCCGGCUGUGGUGCCCGCGUCCCUUCGGCACCUACUCGCAGAACAAGCCUUACAGUAAUGGGACGAUCGGGGGCGGGACAGCAUCUGCUCUGUGUAAAGCAGACACUGCUGGCUGUCCGUCCAUAGACGAUAGCGGAGAUGCUGAGGAACAUAAUGAGGAUGUGGGCACUGAGAACACCCCUCCUGCCCCAUCGCCCAACCUACUGGCACCCACACCCCCUGCACCACCUUCCUCUGCUUCACAAAUGGAAGACGGCAGGGUGUUGCUUGAUACGUGGUACGUCAUCAAACCAGGCAACACCAAGGAGAAAAUUGCUUUUUUUGUGGCUCACCAGUGUACGGGAGCAGGCAUUCCCAGACCCAGUGCCAUGAAGGUGAAGGGAAACUGGGGAACAGACUGUACCAAGGCUAAGCGUCGUCGCCGCUGCUCUUCGUAUGACCCUACUACAAGAGCUCAGAAUGUGACCUCGGAGCUACAGUCAGAGCUGGAGGACGGCGUCGGGGUGAACGAAACGGAUCUGCUGUCGGUAGCAGAGAUGGUGGCCCUAGUUGAGCAGCGCACGGCCAUGGCCUUGCAAGGCAUAGCAGCCCAAGGACAAAUGACCUCGAUCAACCAGCAGCAUACAGUCCUCCACAGUUCUGUUUCAGAUUCUCCACCUGUUGUAUUCCUUUCAGAAUCAUCUCCUGCUGCUCCAACCUCCAAAAGUGACUUUGAACAACAACGGCAGCAGCAAGAAUCCAGACGUGUUGCUCAGGCAGUAGCGCGAUUUGAGUCUCAGCAGCAAAAUCUGGAGAGUACAAUACUGCGACCUCAGAUUCAUGACUCUGGUAAAGACCGGGAUUGUGCCGGGAGCGAAACCGGAGCAAACGGCCAAAGCCACGGUCGAGGGGAAGUUAGGAUCGCGUUUCGGGUGUCUAGUUUGGAUCCGCGGUCCCAGUCCGAGCCUGAAGGUCGCCCCAGGUGCAUGUUUAUGAGCUGUGGGACUGGAGCGGGACAGGCAGCAACCAGGGCCAAAGAAAAGAUUACAUGUGACCUUUACCAACUGGUUAGCCCUUCAUCUCGAGACUCCAGUACCGUCCUGUCUGGCUCAUCGAAAUCAGAUUCCACAGGAGAAGACAUCACGGAGCGGCCUCCCUCCACCGCUACGGACCAUGCCCCAGACCACUGCUCGGGAGAGAAAAAGGCUGUCUCACGUGAGCGUGUGACCGGUUUCCACGUUGAAGUUGUAGUCACAGGAGCUGUGGACCAGUGUGUCUUCUACGGUAAGGACAGCACCGAGAAUGUCCAAGAAGAGACCGUUUGUAUAGCUAUGCCCAGCGGGGCUAACCGAGCCGACGUUUUAGAAGAACCUCCACCCGGCCAGCUUUUCUUUCUCCAAAGCCCAUCCAAAGCUGAAGACGAAAGCAGUUCGGGGAUCUCCAGCGGAAUGCGCUCUUUGGAUCGUGGGAAUACCGGCGGCUCGGUGGGGAGUGCGGUGGAGCGGCCGUCCAGCCCGAUCGCUGGUGUGGAAGACUGCGCAGAUAAAUCUCUCUGCCGCCUCUACCGUCAUGUCUCCCACGACUUCCUGGAAAUCCGUUUCCAGAUCCAGCGGCUUCUGGAGCCACGGCAGUACAUGCUUAUGCUUCCCGACCACAUCAUGGUGAACAUCUUCAGCUACUUACCCACCCACUCGCUAGCAGCCUUGAAGUGCACCUGUCAUGACUUUAAGGCCCUGAUCGAGACCUACGGUGUGCGCGCCACAGACUCUCGCUGGAACCAGGACCCGCUGUAUCGCGACGACCCCUGCAAGCAGUGCAAGCGGCAGUAUGAGCGGGGGGACGUCUCGCUUUGCCGCUGGCACCCCAAACCUUACCACCACGACCUGCCUUAUGGACGCUCGUAUUGGAUGUGUUGCCGGCGCACGGACAAGGACACACCGGGAUGUCGAGUCGGACUGCACGACAACAACUGGGUACAGCCAUGCGACAUGGUUCAGGCCCGCGCCAAAAGAGAAGAUGGAAGGUAAAGACAGGAGCAGGGCGGUUCUGGGUUUCCUUUCUUACUCUCACUUUGCCUAAACCUCAUGACGGUGUAAUAUUUAUGAUUGAGCCUGCCUCCCUCCCCAACUCAGCUUUGUUAACCUUGCUAUCAUGUCAGUAUCAGUUCUUAGCAGUGCAGCAUACUUAAAUCUGACACUCAUGUGUGAAUACCGGCGCUGAUUAAAUGAGGUUAAUGUCUGCUGCAUGGGACUCGAUCUUUGUAAAUCGGUUAGAAAUCCUUUCCGGCUUGGCGGUGUUUUCCUAAAACCAGCACCCAAGCCGAUCCCAGCCUUCCCAAACCUGCAGUCUAGGCGUUGAUUUUGUCUUGCUAAAGUCGUUAACUGUGUUGAGGUUGGAUGUCGUUUUCUUUACUGACCCUGGGGCAAAAAAAGAGCAAAAAUGAUGUCACUUUACAAAUACCCGAUGUCACUUUGUAAUUAAUAGUUCUCCUGCUUAGGUUUUUGUUGUUGUUUUUCCCUCUUGUUUGUUUAACGUGUGUGUGUGUGUGUGUGUGUGUGUGUGUGUGUGUGUGUGAGAGAGAGAGAGAGAGAGAGAGAUAAUAUGAAUUCUUUUCCUUAAUUUUUUUUCUUUUUUUGGGUUUCAAUGUUUGCAAAAAUACGAUCAAUAUCAAAACAAAUGUAUUUCUUGUUCAGCCCUGUUCCUCUGCCACGCCCCUGCAGCAGCCAGGUCGCUAAUAACCUGUCUUUGCUUUCUGUUUGUGAAUUAUUUUUUAUUUAAUUUUUUUUUUUUU
This is a messenger RNA of Ictalurus punctatus (channel catfish), 3454 nucleotides long. It is a transcript of the gene fbxo46, whose product is annotated as F-box protein 46. The transcript is spliced from 3 exons. NCBI's taxonomy places the organism in Eukaryota, Metazoa, Chordata, Actinopteri, Siluriformes, Ictaluridae. Gene Ontology annotation, molecular function: protein binding. The record is from RefSeq and is a predicted model, not a curated record. Bases 657 to 2690 code for a protein of 677 amino acids. Gene Ontology annotation, biological process: intracellular signal transduction.